GGCGCAUGCGCCGUGAAACUAAAAGAAGGCUAAAUAAGGUACAACAGACAGCGCGUGCGCAGAGGUACAAGCUUCGUCACUUAGCCUCGAGCAAAAGUUGCUUCGUUCCGCCAAGGAUGUCUACAGCGGAAAAAGCCAACUAGCCGUCGCCGUGAUGACGUAGAGAUUCUCUCCCCCCCUCCCAGAGGCUUAGUUCUUUUUAUUUUAUUUUUUUACGUGCGUGUUUGCGUCAGGCUGACGGUCGCGCGGCCGAUCUGGUUCCCGCCAUCUGCCCUUUUCACUAACCUCAGAAGAGGCCGGGCCGCGUUCGGCCAAGACAGCAUAGGCCGGUGCGAGCGCUAAAGUGGAUAACCCCGAAUAAUAAAGGAAAGAAAGCGGCGGCAUUGAGGCAAAGUCAGGCCGGGACUGGUGUGUGGAGAGAAGGUGGAGGCAGAGGAGGGAAAGCCUCCGCCCGCCAUCCGUAGCUUUGUGUGUUUUAAAACAAGGUUUGUUAUUUUCAUAAACCAGUUGUAUGAAAACAUGACUUCGCUGAAGCUAUGUGGGCCUAUUCGCAUGCGCAGCAUACAUACUGGGACAACAAAAUGGAAAGAAGGGACAUUUGAAGUUGUUGAUAAGGACAGCAGAGUAACUCUGUCAGUUUACUACAAUGCUGGAGGAAUUUCAAAGAUAUUUCAGCUAAACCAUAAUAUAAAAAAUGUGGUUGUGCGACCAAGUAGAGGGAAACUGUGUUGCUUGAUGAUAACACUAAAAGAUUCUAGUUUUCUGACUGUGGAUAAAAUACCACCCAAAGAUGCAGAUGAAAUGAAGCUGUAUCUGGAGGCUGUUCAAAACAGGGUUCAUGCAGCUGUAAAAUCCUCCCAAGGGUCAGGCAGUUUUGGAUGUGUUCUGGGCAAUAGAACCACACAGAAGGAUUCUAACAGGCAAUUCUCAUACAUUGAAAACCAGACUCCUUCAAAAAAAGGGAUUUUAGAAAAUAAAGAUGAAACUCUACUUCAUAAGAUGCUGGGCAGCCCAGGCAGGGCAUCAAUUAAGAAUUCUUCAGUAACUGGAAUGUCUGGCAACAAGGUUAACAUUUCAAGUACUUCUGCUGCUUCAACACCUCACAGAACAGGAUUGUUGGAAAACCGUGAAAGAAGGAAAAGGACGCCAGCUACCUCAGAGAUGAAUGAAGAUUACCCGAAAGAGAAUGAUUCAUCAACCAAUAACAAAGCUAUGACUGAUCCAGCACGGAAAUUCUUAUACAGCAGCAGGGAAAAGCAGAUGAACUUGAAACAGACUGAAGAGAACAGGGCAUCAGGGGUUUUGCCUUUACAGUCCUCUUCAUUUUAUGGUAGCAGAUCAUCUUCAAAGGAUUAUUCAGCUGGCAAUUCUAAUCUGGACAGGUCUAAUGUGUUGAAUCAGACUUCUGCUAAAAGAAGCUUGGGGUUUGGCUCUCAGCCAGCCCCUCUCUCUGUUAAAAAAAUGAGAUCAAAUCAGGAUUACAUGGGAUGGAACAAACCACGAGCCCCUCUUUCCACUCAUCCACAACAGCAACUGCAAGGGUUUACAAACUUGGGAAAUACCUGUUACAUGAAUGCUAUUUUACAGUCUCUGUUUUCAAUUCAGUCAUUUGCUAAUGAUCUUCUGAAACAAAAUAUUCCAUGGAGAAAAGUUCCAUUCAAUGCACUUGUCAGGCGCUUUACCCAUCUGCUUGCUAAAAAAGAUGUUUGUAGCCCUGAAGUAAAGAAGGAAUUACUAAAGAAGGUGAAAAAUGCGAUUUCAGCGACUGCAGAGAGAUUCUCUGGUUACAUGCAAAAUGAUGCCCAUGAAUUCUUAAGUCAGUGCUUGGAUCAGCUGAAGGAGGACAUGGAGAAGCUGAACAAAACUUGGAAGAGUGAGCCAAUUUCUGGUGAAGAUAGUUCUCUGGGACGUAUAUCUGAUGACUUAUCGGCCACCAGAGUAUACACAUGUCCAGUUAUUACAAACUUAGAGUUUGAAGUUCAGCAUUCUAUCAUAUGUAAAAUGUGUGGUGAAACAGUCACCAAACGGGAACAAUUUAAUGACCUUUCCAUUGACUUGCCGCGAAGAAAAAAACUUCUUCCGUCUCGUUCAAUCCAAGAUUCCUUGGAUCUCUUUUUCAGGGCAGAGGAGAUAGAAUAUUCCUGUGAGAAGUGUAAUGGAAAAUCUGCUCUUGUUACACACAAAUUCAGUCGUCUUCCCAGGGUCUUGAUUCUUCACCUGAAACGGUACAGCUUCAACGUGGCACUCUCUCUCAAUCACAAAGUUGGACAGCAAGUGGUUAUACCAAGAUUUUUAACAUUGCAGUCUCACUGUACAGAAAGCACAAGGUCUCCACUUAAUCUAGGGUGGAGUGCACAAUCAGCAAUCUCUCGGCCAUUAAAAGUAUCCCAGAUGGUGAAUUCCUGUUCUGUAAGCACUUCCACACCCUGUCGAAAGUACUCAUUCAAGUUUAAAGGUCCUAUUCUGAACACUGUAGAUUCAGACAGUGAAGAUGAACCACUGAAACGUCCUGUUGCAAACAGCCAAAAACACUGUGAUUUCCAAAGCAGGGAACCGCAACAAGAAGAGCUAGAGAAAGCUUCAAAGAAAACGAAAACAGAGAGUGAUAAGGCUUCAGAGCCGUCAAAUCCUGGCUUUGAUGGGAUGAGUGAGGAUGAGCUUCUAGCAGCAGUCCUGGAAAUUAGCAAGAGAGAAGCAUCACUAUCAUUGAGCCAUGAUGAAGAGAAGCCCACGAAUAGUCCAGACACUGGCUUUGGAGAUGAUGAGCUGCAGGAGUUGCCAGAGAAUAUGGCACCAAUGGAUGUGGAGAAACCCAAAGCAGCUGCAGAAUCAGGUUUUACCAACUUCACUGAGAUAACUAAAGAUUUUGAUGAGAAUAAGGAAAAUAAAACUCCGGAAGGCACUCAGGGGGAGGUUGAUUGGCUGCAACACUAUGACAUGGAGCAUGAGAGAGAGGAACAGGAGCUACAGCAGGCUUUGGCUCAGAGCCUUCAAGAGCAAGAGGCGCGGGAACAAAAAGAAGAUGAUGACCUUAAACGUGCCACUGAAUUAAGUCUACAAGAGUUUAACAGCUCUCUUCUGGACAGCCUUGGCUCUGAUGAGGAUUCUGGGAAUGAGGAUGCUCUGGACAUGGAAUACUCAGAAGCAGAAGCCGAGGAACUGAAGAGAAACGCUGAGACAGGAGAGCUGCAUAACUCCUAUCGACUCAUUAGUGUCGUCAGCCAUAUUGGAGACACUUCCUCCUCAGGUCACUAUAUUAGUGAUGUAUAUGACAUUCGCAAGCAAGCAUGGUUCACAUACAAUGACUUGGAAGUAUCCAGAACUCAAGAGACCUCUGUACAGAAUGACAGAGAUCGGAGUGGCUACAUCUUCUUUUAUAUGCACAAGGAGAUAUUUGGUGAGUUACUAGAAACAGAAAAGAAUAUGCAGCUGCCUUGCACAGAGGUGGGAAAGCCAGUUCGGCAGCCCAUGUGAAGAAUGUCUCUUUAACUUAACACAAUAUUCUGAACUUUUGCCUGACAUGCAGGAGCCACAAACCCCGAGAACUCAGGGCGCAUAGUUGAGACAACCUUUUGGAAUAGGAGGAAUGGACCUUUCUGCAUCUUCCUUUUGAACUUUAACCAUGCAUUCUUUUAUCUACAGUUUCCUUUUUCUAAAAAAAUAUUCAAGAAAUAAUUCUGCCAGACAUGGCAUUAAUCAGGCCAGAGGAUUUAAUAGCUCCUUCAGAAACUUCUCAAAAGAUAGUAUAAGAGACUGCAAGUUCGCCCAUUCGCCUAUCAUAAGGAAGCUGAGAAGAUCCUGCAAAUUGGGAGGCCUUCUAUUCCUUCCCCACAAAAGAGCAAGAUAAGCAAUAGUCUGUAAUCUGGCAAAUACUAUGUUUGUAAAAUUCAUUGGAAAGUGGAGAUAGCUGACUUGGCUAUAAAUGGAAUAUCCUGGCAUUGCUGAAACAGAUGAACUUGGACACCUAUGUUCUUUAUUGCAGAAUCAUAACGAUCCAGGAAACAAACUAUUGGUGCUCUGGAACCUAUUGCAUACAUCUUCACACAGUUCGUUUUCGUUCUUGUUUAAAAAUUAUAUAUAUGUAUAUUUUAACUAUAAAUUUUUUUUAUUCUUUUUGACUGCAUUCUUUUCCAAAUACUGCCGUUUGCAAAACGGUUUUAUUUCUCUGUGAGUGUGUGUGCGUGUAUUACCUGUAUCAAUCUGUAUAUACAUUUGCUGUGUUUCACAGAAGACUGUCCCAGUUUGGCUGUGACAAAAGCAGCUAACUGGAAGUGCAAGUCCUAGCUUUUGGCAGGCCUUUUUCAACCAGUGCCUAGCCAAUACUAAUCAGUAAAUGAAGCCCAAACAAAGAGUUAUUUUCUGUGUUCCUUGUGUUUGCAUCAGCCUUCAGCCCUGAAAAACUGCACGUGCUUGAAAUGUGUGUGUGUCUUUUCCAACUUCACUACUUUGGGUAAGAGUUGUGUGCUGACAGAUGAAACAUUAAAAUAUACUUGGCUUUA
Rhineura floridana is the source of this 4499-nucleotide messenger RNA. It is a transcript of the gene USP37, whose product is annotated as ubiquitin specific peptidase 37. Gene Ontology annotation, biological process: Ras protein signal transduction; endosome organization; protein K63-linked deubiquitination. NCBI's taxonomy places the organism in Eukaryota, Metazoa, Chordata, Lepidosauria, Squamata, Rhineuridae. Bases 520 to 3474 code for a protein of 984 amino acids. The record is from RefSeq and is a predicted model, not a curated record. The transcript has 24 exons. Gene Ontology annotation, molecular function: cysteine-type endopeptidase activity; cysteine-type deubiquitinase activity. Gene Ontology annotation, cellular component: nucleus; midbody; extrinsic component of plasma membrane.